CAGAGUGUGCGGGCGCGGUUGCCGUGGCAGCGCGCUGCCUGAGGGAGGGCGGCGGCGCCGGGCCGGGACCCUGGCGCGGUGAGGAGGCGACACGGCCACCCGAGAGCGUGGCGCGGGGCAGGCUGAGCCGCGGGGGCGCCGCCCUGCUGGCCAGCGGGGAUGCGGGACCGCCUGCCAGACCUGACUGCGUGUAAGAGAAAUGAUGAUGGAGACACGACUGCAGUCAUUGUUGAAAAAGACCAUUUCAUGGAUGAUUUCUUCCAUCAGGUGGAGGAGAUCAGAAGCAGUAUAGCCAAAAUUUCUCAGUAUGUGGAAGAUGUGAAGAAGAAUCACAGCAUCAUCCUCUCUGCCCCCAACCCAGAAGGAAAAAUAAAAGAAGAGCUGGAAGACUUGAACAAAGAAAUCAAGAAAACCGCUAACAAAAUCCGAGCCAAGUUAAAGUCCAUUGAGCAGAGUUUUGAUCAGGAUGAGAGUGGGAGCCGAACCUCAGUGGAUCUGCGAAUACGAAGGACCCAGCACUCAGUACUGUCUCGGAAGUUUGUGGAAGUCAUGACAGAGUACAAUGAAGCGCAGAUUCUUUUUCGGGAGAGAAGCAAAGGACGCAUCCAGCGCCAGCUAGAGAUCACUGGGAGGACUACCACUGAUGAUGAGCUGGAGGAGAUGCUGGAGAGCGGGAAGCCGUCCAUCUUCACCUCAGAUAUCAUCUCAGACUCACAGAUUACUAGGCAAGCUCUCAACGAGAUCGAGUCACGCCACAAAGAUAUCAUGAAGCUAGAGACCAGCAUCCGAGAGCUGCACGAAAUGUUUAUGGACAUGGCUAUGUUUGUCGAGACUCAGGGUGAAAUGAUCAACAACAUAGAGAAAAACGUGAUGAAUGCCGAAGACUAUGUAGAACACGCCAAGGAAGAAACCAAGAAGGCCAUCAGAUACCAGAGCAAAGCCAGGAGGAAAAAGUGGAUAAUUGCUGCUGUGUUGGUGGCUGUCAUUGCUGUGCUGGCUCUAAUCAUUGGCUUGUCGGUUGGGAAAUGAUGGCAUGGAUGGCGCUGGGUGCUUGCCUCUCCGCCAGGGUGGCAAAGAUGAUGCUCAUUCUUGUUUGUGUAGUUAUUUUGCUUGUGAUCCUUGGAAUUAUCCUAGCAACAACAUUGUCAUAGUAACCACACCCAAGAGCUCUUUAUCCUUGGAGACUCCGACCACACCUGUAGUUGAGUCAGCAUCCUGUCUUUCCAAGAGUGAACCUGGACUGGUGCUGAGUGCUGACGUUUUUAUCAGAGAAUGAAGGAAGUGCUGCAGAAGGCCUUGUGCCUUGAAAUCGCCAUGAGCCAGUGGACACAAUGCGCCACCCCGCAUAGCCUUUGUUUCUGAAGAACUUAUCACAAAGAUUCCACAAUGUGGCACUUGUUUUGGUGGCCUUGAAAUAGGAAUGAUUGAAAGAUUCAAUUUUUAAAAAAGAUUUCAGUGUUAAAAAUAUACAUGCAGUUUAAUUAGGGUGUACUCUGUUAGGAAGCUGUGGAGUGCAGGCCUGGGGCUUCCCACCACCCCUUCUCUCAGCUAACAAAUACUAAUUAAGAGACUUUUGUACUGUGCUUAAUUUGUGUUCAUGUCUUGUUUGCAGAAAUAAUUUUUAUUAUCACAGAAUUGUUUUGUAAGAUAUCUGUAAUAUUAAAUGUCUAUAAAUUAAUUGCUUAAUAUAUUAACAUCUUAACCCCCUUUUCUAUGCUAGACACUGCCUUGUGAAGGAGCUAGGAGUGGUUAAGACACGGGUGCAGGCUCUGCAUGGCUGAGUGCAGGUUGCCCUUGUUACUGAAAACACGGCCACGCAGCCCUCAGAGCCCAUCAUUGCGUUCUGGUGACCCUGACCUAGGAAGUGGAAGGGGGCCUGACACCCUCUGGAAAGUCUUGAUUAUUGUUAGCUCAUUUCUACCUAUUUCAGUUCCGAGUUAAUAAACAGUCACCGUGCUGCAAA
Molecule: messenger RNA, 1963 nt
Organism: Nannospalax galili (Upper Galilee mountains blind mole rat)
Lineage: Eukaryota; Metazoa; Chordata; Mammalia; Rodentia; Spalacidae
Gene: Stx2
Product: syntaxin 2
Exons: 11
Coding region: 160-1029 (289 amino acids)
Biological process (GO): exocytosis; synaptic vesicle fusion to presynaptic active zone membrane; intracellular protein transport
Cellular component (GO): plasma membrane; synaptic vesicle; SNARE complex
Molecular function (GO): SNARE binding; SNAP receptor activity
Source: RefSeq, a predicted model, not a curated record